Molecule: messenger RNA, 1846 nt
Organism: Penicillium brasilianum
Lineage: Eukaryota; Fungi; Ascomycota; Eurotiomycetes; Eurotiales; Aspergillaceae
Source: the annotation of a GenBank genome assembly
CUCUUUUCGCUCACAACGGCCAAAUCCAAAAAGAUAAGCCUCGGAUCAGCGAUAGUCCGGUCCCGCACCCAAAAGGGGAUAGUGGAUAGGCUAACCCCAGAUAGGCAAGGCCAGGUAUACUCCAGAAAACGAAAGGAGAUUCAGGGGGAAGCAAGCAACGAGCAAGCUCAUCGCCUCUCUCUCCCCUUUUCCUCCAGGAUCUCCGACCAAUCUUUCCACUCCAGCCCGGUCCAUACCUGAGGGGUCUCUCGUCGCUUUCUUCCAACCUUCACACCCUUUGAUAUCCCCACCCGACCAGCACACCCAUCAUGUCUACAACGGAGACCGCCACUCCCAUUGGCAUUGCCAAUGUAAGACCCUCGCUUGUUUCCCGAAUCUCCGAAAACGCGUUUGGACGUCAUGAUAGCUAACCAUAUGUCAUUCCUUCUAGCUCCCCAACCAGCGGUAUGUGACUUGACGGAAUUGAAGCCGAAUUGACUCGAAGGGUUAGCUUCUAAUUGAUGGUAUCCAGACACAAGAUUGUCGCGAAGCGGGGUGCGGCUUUCACAAUUAUGGUCGCUGGAGAGUCGGGAUUGGGAAAGACCACCUUCAUCAACACCCUCUUUUCUACUACUAUCAAAAAUUAUGCCGACCAUAAGCGCCGCCACCAGAAGCAGGUUGACCGCACCGUCGAGAUCGAGAUCACCAAGGCCGAGCUGGAGGAGAAAUUCUUCAAAGUUCGCCUGACCGUUAUUGAUACCCCCGGCUUCGGCGACUACGUCAACAACCGCGACUCGUGGCAGCCCAUUAUUGAGUUCCUGGAUGACCAGCACGAGUCUUACAUGCUCCAGGAGCAGCAGCCCCGCCGUACCGACAAGAUUGACAUGCGUGUGCACGCCUGCCUGUACUUCAUCCGCCCCACUGGACACACCCUCAAGCCCCUCGACAUUGAGGUUAUGAAGCGCCUGAGCUCCCGCGUUAACUUGAUCCCCGUCGUUGCCAAGGCCGAUACCCUGAGCCACGCCGAUCUGGCCAAGUACAAGGAGAGAAUUCGCGCCGUUAUCGAGGCCCAGGGCAUUAAGAUCUACACCCCGCCAAUUGAGGAGGACGAUGAGCACGCCGCCACCCACGCCCGCAGCCUGAUGGCUGCCAUGCCUUUCGCUGUGAUUGGUUCCGAGAAGGAUGUCAAGGCCAACGACGGCCGUGUUGUCAAGGGUCGCCAAUAUGCUUGGGGUGUUGCCGAGGUGGAAAACGAGGAUCACUGUGACUUCAAGAAGCUCCGUUCGAUCUUGAUUCGCACCCACAUGCUGGAUCUCAUCCACACUACCGAGGAGUCUCACUACGAGGCUUACCGCGCCCAGCAGAUGGAGACUCGCAAGUUCGGCGAGGCCCGACCCCGCAAGUUGGACAACCCCAAGUUCAAGGAGGAGGAGGAGAACUUGCGCAAGCGGUUCACCGAGCAAGUCAAGACUCAACAAGGAUCUCGAGGCCACUCACGCUGCCAUCAAAUCCCUCGAGCAAGAGAUCGAAGGCCUGCAGGGCUCCGGCACUCGCAGCCACGGUCGUCGCUAGAAUGGUGGUUCAAAAGGGGAGUUGGCACACUUGUGUUGACUCUCUCGUCGUUUCUUUCUCUUGAGUACCCAAUGUCUUGCAAUUCACGCGCUUGGGAGGGCGCACCUUCGCCUUGAAGGGCUUCUUCGUUUCGUUUUGUUAUAUCCAUUUACCGCUGGUAGCUAGCGAUGGUGUCUCUACAUCCUUGAUAAUAAUCCCUCCUGUAUUCUGUAGCGCGGAAAAUACAGAGUUAAUUCUUUGGUCGAAAUUAAAUUUAGGUGUUUUUGAUUGAAUUCAUUUCUUCGAGUAUCUGGCU